Hyaloperonospora brassicae is the source of this 1620-nucleotide messenger RNA. The record is from the annotation of a GenBank genome assembly. NCBI's taxonomy places the organism in Eukaryota, Oomycota, Peronosporomycetes, Peronosporales, Peronosporaceae.
AUGCAGCCUGCAGCAGCGCGUGCGGCAUCAACUAGCGGGCUCAAGACCGCUGCGACAAGCGACCGCGUCGCCAAGCGCAACACGGUACAAGUAGCUGUGCGGGUACGGCCGCUGAGCGAGACCGAAGCAGCGCAAGGCGCGGACGCGUGCGUCGAGGCGACGGAUGCUAGCAUCCGAUUGGCUGAAAAACGAUUUGAUUUUGACGCUGUUUUUGACACAACGGCGCAGCAGGAGAAUGUCUACAGCCAAUUGGUCGCACCGCUACUCGACGAGUUCUUCAAUGGGUACAACGCAACAGUAUUGGCCUAUGGACAGACAGGAUCUGGUAAAACGUACACAAUGGGCAACGAAGAUGCACCAGACAGACCUUUUUCUGAUCGUGGCAUCGUACCGCGCGUGAUUGAGCACGUGUUUGCACGUGUGAAGGAGUCGAAACAGCCGCAGCAGCAGGUGGUGCUCAAGCUGUCGUACUUGGAGAUUUUGAACGAAGAAAUUAUUGAUCUAGCUGCCAAACCGCCUUCUGGAGCAGAACUGCUGGCCAACACCUCGGGGCUAUCCGUACGUGGUGAUGGAGAUCGCGGGAUCGUUGUCACAGGGCUAAGUGAACACGUUGUGCACUCGGCUGACCAAGCUGGAGCGGUGUUGCGCGCUGGCGCGCAAGUGCGUGCCACGGGUUCGACAAAGAUGAAUGCUCGAUCGAGUCGCUCACAUGCCAUCUGCACACUGAAAAUGGAGCAACGUGAUGUACGCAGUGUGGAAGGGGUCACUGAGACGCGGUUCUCGAAGCUGCAUUUGGUGGAUUUGGCUGGUUCUGAGCGCGUCCGGCGCACGAACUCGGCCGGCGUACGGUUUAAGGAAGGUGUCAACAUCAAUCGCGGGCUGCUUGCGCUUGGAAAGGUGAUCACCGCGCUGUGCAAACGUGGUUCCGCAAAUCCACUGACAGCCCAUAUUCCCUAUCGAGACUCGAAGCUGACGCGGCUGCUUCAAGAUAGCCUUGGUGGGAAUAGCAAGACGCUGAUGAUCGCGUGUAUCAGUCCUGCCGACGUGGACUACGAGGAGACCUCUACUACACUACGUUACGCAUUCAGAGCACGGAAUAUCGAGAACCGGGCCGUGGUCAACAAGGAGACGGCUGCUGAGCGCUCGGUGGUGAGAUUGAAGCAGCAGCUAGCAGGUGUGAAGUCGCAGCUCUUGCAGCAAACUCGAGGCCUUUCGAACCGACCAGUCAAAUCGGACUCUCACGACUCGAGUAUUCCGCUCGGCGAGCAAAAUCGCAAGCUGCGAGAAGAACUUGAACAAGCCAACCGUGCGAAGGAUGAGUGGAAACGGAUUGCCGGCGAGCUCGAAGCAAAGCUUGAAGAAUUGAUGAAGGAGGUGCAGGUUUUGCACGAGCAAGUAGCAAAGAAAAGAGCACCUAGGAGACGCAAAGCGCGCGAGUCGUACGAGACGAUGGAGACGUUAUUCAGCAGUAGCAGCGAUGAAGAGGACAACAGCGAGGUUGACUCCGAUUACGUUGACGGGGCAGAUGUGCAGUUCAGUCGACACAAGAAGAGGAUAAAAAGGAAACAACGUGCCGACGCUGAAGGGCUCGAAGGAGUCGGAGCUGAUGGACAACACUGA